AUGAUAGAAUAGAAAAAAGAGUUUUAUAGUUUAGAAGAAUUCUUAGAAAAUAGUGAUUAUGAUAUUACUCAUCUUAGUUUACUAUUAAACUAAUGCUCCAUUCGAAACAAAGAAAUAUACAUGCUUUAGUCUCAUUUAAAAGAUUUUACGAAAAUUUAAGAUUUUACUUUAAAUCUUAAAAAUCAAAAAAUUACAGAUAACGAAAUGAAAUCACUCUUCAAUGGAUUACCUAAUUUUCAAGAACUCAUCAGUUUUAAAUUAAAUUUAAAAAAUUAUUAAAUGUUAUCAUAAGGAGCCAAUUCUUUAGAUAAAUACUUGAAAAAGUGUUUAAAAUUAGAAAAUCUCAUACUAAAUCUAAAUAAUAGCAAAAUCAGCAAAAAUGGUUUAUAUGAUAUAGCAUAGGCCAUUUAAAAAAUAUAAAAACUAAAGACCUUGACACUUAAACUUAAAAAUAAUCGAAUAGAUGAUAAGGGAGCUUCAAAUAUCAGUAUAUGCUUGAGUAAUUGCACUGAAAUAAUUAAUUUGAAGUUAAACUUAAGUCAAAAUAUAAUUGAAGAUGAAGGCAUAUAUAAUAUCGGAAUUGGAGAAGGAUAUUUAUUAAAGAAUAAGUUAGUAAGUUGGUUUUUUAGAUCUUGA
Messenger RNA from Tetrahymena thermophila SB210, 636 nucleotides. RefSeq lists its product as hypothetical. NCBI's taxonomy places the organism in Eukaryota, Ciliophora, Oligohymenophorea, Hymenostomatida, Tetrahymenidae. The transcript is spliced from 8 exons. The record is from RefSeq and is a predicted model, not a curated record.